This is a messenger RNA of Durio zibethinus, 1673 nucleotides long. Its product is annotated as D-isomer specific 2-hydroxyacid dehydrogenase family protein. Gene Ontology annotation, molecular function: hydroxypyruvate reductase [NAD(P)H] activity; glyoxylate reductase (NADPH) activity; NAD binding. Gene Ontology annotation, cellular component: cytosol. NCBI's taxonomy places the organism in Eukaryota, Viridiplantae, Streptophyta, Magnoliopsida, Malvales, Malvaceae. The record is from RefSeq and is a predicted model, not a curated record.
AGCAAAGCCGGUGUAAGCCUUUGAAUAACUACCGUUUCCGAAAUUGAUGCCGGAAAUAUAAAUAAAAAAAAAGCUUGGCUUUCCUCGUCACGCCGUAGUGCUCACGUACACCAAUUUCUCAUCAAACUUACCUUAAAAAAACCACUUCAUCCAGCAAUCUUGCGUAAAGUCCCACCCGUGUGCGGUCCUCGAUCACUCCCUAUUUGCCGAAGGCUAAACACAAACCAACCGAGCACUUACAAAGCAAUGGCAUCUGAAAACCAAUCUCUCCGUUCCCAAAACGAUCUGCCCUAUGUCCUGAUCUUUAAACCCCCGCCAGCCUUCGUCAUCUUCGGAGAUCAUUUCUUCAACUCACCCAAGUUCCAAUUCUUGAAGGCCUACGAAUCUCCACUCCCUCUUCCCCAGUUCUUACGCGCCCAUGCUCUGUCUGUACAAGCUGUUCUCUCAUCUGGUGCCGCUCCUGUUACUGCAGAUAUUAUUCGCCUUUUGCCCCUCCUUCGUUUGGUGGUUACAACUAGCCAGGGCCUUAACCACAUCGACCUCUCCGAGUGCCGACGCCGUGGCAUCGCGGUGGCUAGCGCUGGAACCAUUUACUCCGCUGAUUGUGCAGAUUCCGUGGUGGCGUUGUUGAUUGACGUUUUGAGGAAGAUUUCGGCUGCUAAUUGCUUUGUCAAGCAAGGACUCUGGUCUUCGAAAGGGGACUAUCCUCUUGGCUCUAAGCUUGGGGGUAAGCGAGUGGGAAUUGUUGGAUUAGGGAGUAUUGGAUCAGAUGUUGCUAAAAGACUAGAGGCAUUUGGUUGCCCUAUCUCAUACAAUUCAAGAAACAAAAAACCAUUAGUACCAUAUGCUUUUUAUCCUGAUGUUCGUGAACUGGCUGCUAAUUGCGAUGUCCUUGUAAUUUGCUGUGCGUUGACUGAUGAAACACACCACCUGAUCAACAAGGAAGUGUUGUCAGCGUUGGGGAAAGAUGGAGUCAUUAUUAAUAUAGCACGUGGGCCCAUCAUUGAUGAGAAGGAAUUGGUUCGGUGUUUAGUUGACGGAGAGAUCCGAGGUGCUGGCUUGGAUGUGUUUGAGCAUGAACCUCUUGUUCCCAAUGAGCUCUUUGCAUUGGAUAAUGUAGUUAUGUCUCCUCAUAAUGCUGUUUUUACAACGGAAUCUUUGGAAGAUCUGCGUAAAAUUGUGGUCGGAAACUUCGAAGCUUUCUUCUCAAAUGAAUCCUUAUUAACCCCUGUUGCUCUGGAUGACCAACCACAUUUCUCGGGGUGGAAAGACUAGCGUAGUUGAGGAGACCAGGAAUAAGACUUGGUGCAUUGCUAUUAUUAGAUAAUUUUCUCUGUUGUAUGUCUUCCAAUUGUAAGCUUGAAAUUAAAAACCGUGUAGAAUUGUUCGCAAUCAUUGUAAAACACUAGAUAUACCCUGAUUUUGGGUGAAGAUUAACGAACAUAUUUUACCAAUAUUGCUUGCAAAAUUUAGGCUCUUUCAAACUUGGUUAUGGUAGUCAAGAAACGAGACAUGGUUUUAACGUCUUUGCUACGUACAAAAGCCUUGCUCCUUGUAUUAGCACUUCUACAUGUUGGUACUGAAGAUAAGAGAAAGAAAUAAUGAAGAAAUCAGAAAUGUUUUCGCCAGCUUAGAUCACCUGGUCACAUAGCAGGCAACGAGUCUAACCCAUA